Messenger RNA from Rattus norvegicus (Norway rat), 5590 nucleotides. Lineage: Eukaryota; Metazoa; Chordata; Mammalia; Rodentia; Muridae. The record is from RefSeq and is a predicted model, not a curated record.
AGAUGGCUCAGUGGUUAAGAGCACUGACUGCUCUUCCAGAGAUCCUGAGUUCAAUUCCCAGCAACCACAUGGUGGCUCACAGCCAUCUGUAAUGAGGUCCGAUGCCCUCCUCUGGUGUGUCUGAAGACAGCUACAGUGUACUCAUAUACGUUAAAUAAAUAUUUUUAAAAAAAUCUACAAAGGAUACUGAAUCAAACAGGCUCAGACAGUGUAGGACUUGAGAAGAAAUGAUAAGCCCUAAGGUGGCUAGAGUCCUGUGCCUCUGUUUACUUUUCUGACUUAAGGGAAAAGGUAGAGCCUAAGCUAAAGGGAUCACAGGAGGCAGAUCCUGGAAUUCCAGGUCACAUCAAGUUAGGCUUAGGAAGAACUAGAAAGGAGGCAGCCGGUCUGAGUAGAGACAGCUGAGUUCUGUGUAAGGCUUCCCUCAAGCUGUUGCCUAGGGGCUGCCUGUGCAUGCGAGAGCACCCCUCGACGCCAGCUCAGAUUGCCCUCUGCAGAGCUAGGCAAGGAAGGGUGGCGUCAGAGGCCAUGCAGUACUGUAGGAUGUGGGGCUGUCAGCUCAACUUGAGACCAACCACAGUUUGAAUGUGACAUGUCUCACACAGGCUACUUUUGGACCUGUAGUCCCCAGCUGAUAUAGUCCUAUUUGAGACGGUUGUAGAAACUUUAGGAGGUGGAACCUUACUUGACGGGAAGUGGGUCACUGAAGGAAGGUUUUGAGGUUUUUUUCCCUAGCCCCACUUCCUGCCUGUUUUUCUGCUCUUUGGUGAAUGGGUGACCAGGUUCCUAAUACCUAGUCUGCCGUUUCCUGUCACAAAAGAUUUUGUCCCUUUGUUCAUUUAUUUGACAGAGUCUCACUGUGUGGACCAAGCUGACUUUGAACCCACAGAUCUACCUACCACUGCCUCCUAAGCACUAGGGUUAAAGGUGCACCAACCACUACGUCUGGACGGACCCCUUCUUAGACUAUUAGCCACACGAACCCUUCCUUGGUUGUUCCUGUUAGGGAUUUUGUCACAGAAACAGCACAAAUGACCAACACAAAAACCUGGCACUCAGAAGUGGGGCCAUUCCCAGCAUAAAGCUGACCUCAUAGUUUGUAGGCUUUUGGAACUGAUUUGUGUAAGGGAUGAGGAAGAAUUCGGGCGCUCCAGGCUAAAGAAGCCCCAGAGUAUUAGAAACUGAACUCAGUGGGCAUCUUGUGGAACCCAGAAGACCAAAAACUGAAGGAGCUGCAGGCCUGCACCAGGGCUCAGUCAAUACAGUACCUGGCAUGCAUGUAGAAUCUGAAUUGUCCAGACCUCUGGCGCCCACAUAAAGGGUGGGUAUGGCAGCAUGCAUCUGUAAACGGGCUGCGCUGUUGAGGAGAUGUCACAGACCCCUGUAGCUCACUGACUGCCAUCCUAGCCAAUGAUAAGUCUCAGGGUCAGAGAGGACCUUGGCUCAAAGCUAAGAUGACCUGGCUCUCAGGUUUCCGAGCGGAACAAGGACUUUGUCGGGACCUGGGCUAGAGUCUGUUCUUGAUAUUCCAGGGAAAACAUACGCCUAUAUUCUGCCUGUAUCCCUAGACCUCGAAUGGGGCCCAAUUCAAAAGUAGUGAACUUGUCAGGCCAUUAAUCUUAUCAUUCAAGAGGUAGAAGCAAAUGGAUCUUUGUGAGUUUGAGGCUAGCCUGAACUACAAGUGAUGCCCUUUCUUAAAAAACAAACAAGCAAACAAAAAACAAAAAGCAAUGAACUCAAUUUUUUGGCAAAGGAUAUGUCAAGGCAUCAGAGCCACUCAGCCUGUGGCAGUGCCUUCCCCCAGCUCCUGUUGAGGUAUACAGUGAGAGCAGCAAGUGAAAGAAAACAUCGACGUGUACACUUGAGGAGGACGGGGUUGUGAGCAGCUGUAGUUGUUAGAUAGGAGCCUCAUGCUUCAUAGGGAUGAUGUGGAAGGGUUCCCUGAGGAGAAGACCUGAGCCAUCAAAAGCUCCAACUUGUGAAAAUGGAAAUUCAUUUGACCAGAGAACCUGAAGUAAGAGUGUGUCCAGGGUUCCCUGCUGGAUAAACACCUAUGGAAGUGUUUCCCUGGUUCUGCCUUCAAGGACAGAGGAACUCGGAUCCAGGAAGGUCAGACUGCAUCUCCAGCUGGAGCUACAAGGUAGGAUGAUCAAAGACCAUGGAAGACUCACCCCAGGGGUCCAGCCCACUGAAGCCAGGCAGUGUGGAGCAGAACCAAGAAAGCCCCAGAGGCCUGUCUCAAAAGCUAAAGUGGAGGGUGAUUGAAGAAGUCACCCAGUGUCGCCCUUUGACCUAUAUACAUGUGCACAUACAUGUAUGCAUGUACACGUAGGUACACACACAUGAACACAUGCACACAAAAGAAAAAACUAAAGAACUUGCUGGGCUUGUGGUUCAUGUUAUGAUCCUAACACUUGGGAAGUAGAGAAAGGAAGCUCAGGAGUUCAAGGUGAUUCUCAACUACACAGGGUUUGAGACCAGCUGAAAAACAGAGAAUGAAAAAGCAGAUUUUGCCUUAACUAUGGCCUGAAGGAAAGGUCACUUUAGAAGAAGAGUCAGAGUCAUAUAUUGCAUGCUUUAAAAAUGAAGAAGGGAACCAUGACCAAGGAAUGUCGGUACUGCAUAGGAGAGGGGAAGGGAAGGGGCUGCCUUCUGCAGAGUCUCGAGAGGGGAGUGCACCAUUCUACCGUCUUAAUUUAACCUAGUGAGAUGCACAUGGAGUACCUGAUCAUGGUGGACCUCUCACCUACAGUUACCCUAUACCAAUUAUGAGAUAAUGCAUUGUUGUUGUUGUAAGCCACUAUGUUUGUGGUAAUUUGUUGCAGUAGUAACCAUAAAGACUACAGAAUAGGCCACAUUUGCCCUCUUAGAAGGAAGGAGGUCCACUGUGUGAGGAGUCUGCUGUGGUACUGAGUUCCCGGGUAGCGCUGACCGAGGCGAGGCGGUUGCGGCCAUGAAGACAGGUGCUACUUCUAUGUGGGCUUCAUGCUGUGGGCUGCUGAGAAGUCAUGGGAACUGUCAGAGGCCAGUAGGUGGGACUUCAAGGAAGCAGUGGUCCAUUCAGGUUUACACCGAGUUCUAGCUUUCCCACCUACCCACCAGCAGCUACUGAAGGACCCAGUGUGGUUCGCAAAGCCUGUGGACUUUCAAUUUCAGUCUUGAGAAAGAAGCACGUCUGCUGUGACUGCAAGAAGGACUUUGGCUCACUUUGCUCAGUCUCACAAGAAAACUUCCACAGGUGCUCCACUUGUCACCUACUCCAAGAGACGCCGUCCAGCGUCCUCAGUUGAUUCGACUAUAAGUGAAGGACCUGGGGCAGUAUCUCCUCAGAAACGUACCGACCGAUGCUUGUCGUGAGAAGGAGGACUUGGUGGAGCUAGUGCUGUGCCAUCGUGGACCAGGCUCAGGGUAUGACCUGGACUCAAGGAGCCUCAAUUCCUCAAGGUCCCAGACUUCUAGUUUUUUUUUUUUUUUUACAAAAUCCUAUUUUUCAAAUUAUACAGCCCCCUCUGCUACAGUGUCCUCCUUCCAGAAAGAGCUCAUGGCACCUUCAGAUCAGAAAUUCUAGCAAAGGUGCAAAGUGAAAUAGCUUCAGCAAACACAGAUGAUGCCACCACCGCUGACGAUGAACAAGAAGAGGAAAACUGAGAGAACAGAACCCGGGACUCUCUAAGAAGAAAGUGAGUCAAACCUUGAAGGAGGUAGAAGGGAUGAGUGUGCACCAGCUGAAGGAAAUCCUGGCUCAGAAUUUUGUCAACUGUUCUGGCUGUUGUGAAAAAUGGGAGCUGACAGAGAAAGUCAACUGGCUGUACAAAGAGAAUGAAGGACACCAAAAUUCAUAUGGUGAGCGGAUGCAACUUCAGGAUGAGGAAGACGACAGCCUGCGCUGAACCCACCUGGGAUGAGGCCAUUGAUGUGUCCUGCUGGACUAUGGGCACAUGGUCACCUGCACCAAGUGUGGCAAGUACAUGACGAACAGAGUAUCUGCCAAGCACGGGCCUCCGUGAUGGUCUACGAUGACACCAGUAAGAAAUGGGUACCAAUCAAGCCUGGCCAGCAGGGAUUCAGCCGGAUCAACAUCUACCACAACACUGCCAGCAACACUUUCAGGGUUGUAGGGGUCAAGCUACAGGAUCAGCAGGUUGUGAUCAAUUAUUCAAUUGUGAAAGGGCUGAAGUACAAUCAGGCAACACCCACCUUCCAUCAGUGGCGAGACGCCCGUCAGGUCUAUGGCUUAAACUUUGCGAGUAAGGAAGAAGCAACCACAUUCUCCAACGCGAUGCUCUUUGCCCUGAACAUCAUGAACUCCCAAGAAGGAGGCCCCUCCACACAGCGUCAGGUGCAGAAUGGCCCCUCUCCUGAGGAGAUGGACAUCCAGAGAAGACAAGUAAUGGAGCAGCAGCACCGCCAGGAGUCUCUGGAGAGAAGAAUCUCCGCCACAGGGCCCAUUCUCCCCCCUGGGCAUCCGUCAUCGGCAGCCAGCGCCACCUUCUCCUGUAGUGGACCUCCACCUCCACCUCCACCUCCAGUUCCACCUCCACCCACAGGGUCUACUCCCCCGCCCCCGCCCCCGCUGCCUGCUGGAGGAGCCCAGGGGACCAACCACGAUGAGAGCUCUGCAUCAGGACUGGCUGCUGCUCUGGCAGGAGCCAAGCUAAGGAGGGUGCAGCGGCCAGAGGAUGCAUCUGGAGGCUCCAGUCCUAGCGGGACUUCAAAGUCCGAUGCCAACCGGGCAAGCAGUGGGGGAGGAGGAGGAGGCCUCAUGGAAGAAAUGAACAAGCUGCUGGCUAAGAGGAGAAAGGCAGCCUCCCAGACAGACAAGCCCGCUGACAGAAAGGAAGAUGAGAACCAAACGGAAGAUCCUAGCACCUCCCCAUCCCCAGGGAGCCGAGCCACCAGCCAGCCACCUAAUUCCUCAGAGGCUGGCCGAAAGCCCUGGGAACGGAGCAACUCGGUGGAGAAACCUGUGUCCUCGUUGCUGUCCAGGGUGAAGCCUGCUGGGAGUGUGAAUGACGUGGGCCUGGAUGCCUUAGAUUUGGACCGGAUGAAACAGGAGAUUCUGGAGGAGGUGGUCCGAGAGCUCCACAAGGUGAAGGAGGAGAUCAUAGAUGCCAUCAGGCAGGAACUAAGUGGGAUCAGCACCACAUAAGAUGGCGCCAGCCCUGGAGGAUCUUGAGGAGCUGUGCUAGCCCCAGCGAACAUCGAGCCUGCGGAAGCUGGGAUAUACUUAAGUCUCAACCUGUGAUACAAUAUUAAAAUGAGGAAACAAACUUCAACUCCUGGAUUUUUUAGUGUAUCUGACACAGAACACCGGGUCUAUUCUUUUUUGUAUUUUAUAUUUGCUUAUUUAAGUGUACAUUCCUUUGGUUUAUAGAGAACACCCCCAAAUCACCUGCUUUAUUAGAUGGCUUCCAAGUUUUCUCCUAGGUGACACUGUUGGCACCUCAGCUGGCAGGGAGCAGCUGGGUGCAGCGUGACCUUUCCGUGCCACAGAGCUGUCAGGAUGCAGCACAGCUCCAGCAGCCACAGUGUCCCAGUUUGUCCACGCAGUGCGUGUUAUGUCCACAGAAUAAACUGUUCACUGUCCACA